This is a messenger RNA of Plasmodium inui San Antonio 1, 3612 nucleotides long. RefSeq lists its product as hypothetical. The transcript has a single exon. The coding region runs from base 1 to 3612 and encodes 1203 amino acids. The record is from RefSeq and is a predicted model, not a curated record. NCBI's taxonomy places the organism in Eukaryota, Apicomplexa, Aconoidasida, Haemosporida, Plasmodiidae.
AUGAAACUUGACGUUAGUGAGAUAUUUCGAAACUACGACCAGAGGAAAGCCAUUGAACAUAUCGAGAAUCUGCGCAACGACAUCAGAAGCAAGGAAGAGUCCAUAAAAACAUUUUUGAAAGAAAAAAGCAGCCAGGUGAUUGACAAUACUAUCAAGAUUAAAAGUGUGUAUGCCAGUGUGGACAAAAUAACAUGCCACUUGGAAGACAUCAUUUGCGCUUACAAUGAUUUAAUCGGUGGCGUUAGAAACACAGCGUCGGUGAAUUUUGGAGAGCCAUCAAUGCACACAGAAAAAUUCGGAGAAUCAGAAAAGGAGAUCAUAAAAGAGGUGUGGAAAAGAAAAUGCGACAGUUACGAUUUUUUAUUUCAAAGUUGCCAUUUGGGAAGAAGCACAGGAGAGGGGAAAAAUCCCCCCUGUGAAGAUGCGUACCAUAUUGUAAAAACGGAAAAGGAGGAACUACUGAAUUACGACUGCUUCUACCUUAACAACUAUAUCAACCAUGUAUAUGUUGACGUGAAUAAAAAAAUGAGCGAAGAAAACUACUCAUUUGUGCUGAAUAAAUUAUACACAGAUAUAUUUCUCUGCAUCAAGGUCCUCAGCUCUUUACUCAAAAAUGAAAAAAUUAAAAACAUUUACAUUAACAUGUUUAAUAGCAACAGGUCCGUUUUGUACUUAAAUACGUAUGUAAAGAAACACAAGGAAAAUUUCUGUGAUAUUCUCUUGAAGCUGAUAUAUGCCUCUUACCACAAUUUGGCAUACAACUUCUCCUGUAAAAUGGACAGCAUUCCCCAGUCAGUAAUCGUCUUGUUGCUUUUUUACAACAAACAGAAUUGCCAAAUCGUGGAAAUUGUAAAAGACGAUUUGUUCAAGGAAAUUCUCAACGCGAGAAUAAAUUUGUUACACAACUUUGUGCACAGAGGGAGCCACGUAGAGGAUGAGGCUCUACCCCUCCACAAGAUAAAAGCGUUAUUUUUGCAAAUUACUUAUCUGGUUUUGCACACCAAAUAUAUGAUCCUUCUUCUGAUCGAUGUGAGUAAUGAGCGCUUCCGCCAAGGGGUGAAGGACGGUCAGGUUAGCGGUCUCGAAGAGGGAUGUCCCGUGGAGUGGGAAGAUAAAACUGCACAGACUUAUGACGACCACGCCAGUGGGAACGACGCAACGGACACGGAGGAAAACCUCUUCUUGCGAAGAAUGCAGAUGGAUCUGUUCAUCCUGCAGAAUAUACCUCAUGAAAAGGCAAAGAAAAACAAGCAGUAUUUCAAUUAUGCCAUAAAUAGCAUGGAAGAAAUAAAGAAGACGCUGAACGAAGGAAUCGCUGAGAAGUUCAGCUUACUACAAAAAACGUAUGUCCAAUUUGCGCGCCGCACUUAUGACUAUAUGAUCCACCUUCUACAUGUCUACUAUUGCAAAAAUGAUUACAGCGUAACAUGCGGCCAGUUGUUCACAGAGUAUGCAAAUAUAAACAGAUUGUACAACAAAAUGAAGGGUAAAAUCCAAAUGAAAGAAAAGUACUAUCGCAAAUAUAUUAAAGAUGUUGAUUUUUACCUGAAUAAUAAUUAUCUGCAUGCUAUUCAUGAUGAAGUUUUCCAGAUUUUUUUUUUCCUUUUUUUUAACAAAUUUGUGUGUGCAAUUCCCUUUUUUGAUCAAAAUCCAGUUGAUAAGUGGAAGCUCGUAAUGACGAAAUUUUUCCACAAUUUGUUUUGCAACAUCUCCAUUUCUUAUGAGAGAAAUUGCGAAAUUAGAGAUUGGGUGUUUUAUUCCUUCCUGCUGAAUUCAUUUUAUUACUACUGGGAAUUUUUUUCCAUCGAUUUGGAUGGCAUAUAUGCGCAAUUUUACAAUGUGGACAGGGAGUUAACUGAAGACCAACAUAUAAGAAAAAAUGAUCACAAAGAAUCGACAGAGCGUGUACAAGCGGGGGGAAACUUAUCCAGAGAGGGACAUUUUCAUAAUGGCUUUAAAAAAAUUUUAAAAGAAAAAAUUCACCCCCUUAUAUUUUCAGCCUACAAGCUGAUUAUCUUCAUAGAGACGAAAGAGAUUAACCACAGCGCGAAUGCGGACUUUCUCUUUGUAGAACAAGGCGCACAUGAUGCUGCGGAUUUUUUCACAAUGUUCGACUCGUUUAUGAGUAUUCUGAAGAGCCACACUAGGGAAGGGGCAUACGCCAGAGAGAAUGCAAAUGGGAACGCCAUCGUGCAGGGAGAACCAACUUCCAUUCGUAGUUGCGGAAGUGAUGUCAAAAAGGAGAGCAGCAAUUGUACUUCAAAUAGGUGCUCUAAUCUGGUAUGCUUCUUAAAAGUGCCGCAGGGGGAGGAUCCUACCCACGUGGAAAACACCCCAAUGAGGAAGUGUCCAAAUGAUGAAGCCACCAUGCGUGACAAUAACGUGGAUUGCAAAACGGUGAACCUCGAGCAGGAAGAACAGAAUGGCAUGGUGAAAGGAACGGGACCACCUCACAGUGAGAGCAUGCCGAAUUGCGGUGAUCAAAUCGGAGAGACAGAAAACUCGGAGGAGGAAGAAUAUAAGGAGCUCCGUCUCUACGUCAACCUGCUUAGGCAUAACGAUAAGCGCGCGUGGACCCAUUUCCUGAGUGCCCACGAUGGCAUCGAUGAGGCAGUAGCGGACGACUCCGAGGGGGAGUCCAAUUUCUCCCUCAAUGAUUUAAAGGGCAUUUUUCUACACAUAGUGUACAAAAUAUUGAAGACAUCUCUGAAAUGCUUCUGUGUGGAGUACCUGGACAAUCUGGAGGAGCAUUUGCAUUUCUAUCUGAACAUGUUAAUAAAUAAUGAUAUAAAAAAUAUUUUAUGCGAAAAAAUGAAUGGCCAUUUGGUGAAUAUUUUCUCCUUUUCCAACCUCUUUAUCCUCUACGUUGAAAGGUUAUGCAAAACGGAUAUGUAUCGAAGCAUAGUUAUCUUCCUCGUAAAAACUGCGCUACAGAAGGAGGUAUACAAAAUAUAUGCGCAAUUUAUUUGCCUCGUGAAGGAAGUGUAUUCUUCCCAGUAUGCACAAUCGAAUGAAAAGAAUAAAACGCUUUUAAAUGAGAAAGUAACCCAAUUGUAUAACAUUAUUUUGUUGGACUUAUCAUUUUGUGCAUAUAUUUUGGACAAUAAUAAUAUCAUACACAAGUCCACGUAUGAUGAUCUGAUGCGGCGGUAUAGAAACUACGAAAGGUAUUACAUCAAGUCCUGCCUUUAUUUUGUUCACAUUUAUAAAGAAAAAUAUAACGUGUAUAGUGAAAAUAUGAUUGAAUGCAAUACGGGAAGGCACCCAUUUUGGGAAAAGCUAAACGAAAAAGACGCGGAAAAGAAGAAAAAAAAAAAUGCAGAAAUGUACGCCUUCAAAUAUUUAAUUGAUAACAUUUUGACGGAACUCAAUAAUUUAGAUAAUCUUAAUGGAAUUAUUUUCCAGAAACAUAUACGCCUCUUAGCUCAGAAUGUGAUAUGCGACUCCUACUUAUUAUAUUACUUAUUUGUCGAGGGACCCACCAUUAAUAACCUUUUGGACAAUGUGCAGACGGACACAAAAACGAGUUCUUUGGAGAUUUUCCAUUUUAAUCAAGUCAGCUCCAUUGACGACAAUUCGAUUGAGGACAAUUUGUUGAAGUUUUUUUUUUAA